AUGAAGGCUAGUUCUGCUGUUCGUAUGCUGAUUAACAUAACUCAAAUUUUUCUUGUUUGGGAUCGUCCUGAUACUAGUCAGUUCAAGCUUAAUGUUGAAGGGUCGUCCAAAUGUGCGUCUAGAGUCACUGGUGCUGGAAGAGUAAUCUGCGAUGACAUAGGGAAUUGGAUUGGUAGUUUUGUGGCUAAUCUGGGGAGUGGUGACAUCUUAGCAGUUGAAAUAUGGGGGUUGUUCUUUGGUUUGAAACUUGCUAUCCAAAGGGACAUCUCAAAUUUGUGUAUUGAAAUGGACUCUGUGACUGCAGUCCUACUUUUCCAAAAAUCUUCCCUCUUUGUUCUACAUCUGAUGGCAUCUUUGUUGUCCAGUUGCUAUGCUCUUAUGCGACAAGUGGGUAAUUGUGUGAUUAACCACAUCUAUAGGGAGAAAAAUAGAGCGGCUGACUGUUUAGCGAAGGGGAGCUAUAAUUUUGAUUUGGGGGUUUGUGGUGCUUGA
Messenger RNA from Prunus armeniaca (apricot), 492 nucleotides. The record is from the annotation of a GenBank genome assembly. NCBI's taxonomy places the organism in Eukaryota, Viridiplantae, Streptophyta, Magnoliopsida, Rosales, Rosaceae.